AUGGUUUUCCUUGAUAGGCUUCCAACAAAAGAAAGGUUACAACGCAUGGGUCUUCUUAAUGAUUGUCAUUGUGUUUUAUGUGGUGCUGCUAUGGAAACUAGGAAUCAUCUCUUCUUCGAAUGUCCUGCAGCUAGUUCAUUAUGGACUGCUGUCUUCUCUCUUAAUGGUUUGCAAAACAAUCUGUUGUCAUGGAAUGAUCUCCUUGCUUGGGCUGCUGCUAAAUGGAAGGGUAAAUCCCUUCUCACAUACAUUCUAAAGAUUGCUUCCAAUGCCCUUAUAUACUCUCUUUGGGAGGAACGAAACAAAAGGAUUUUUCAAGAACGUUCAAUAACCAUUGAAGAUUUGUUUCAUGCCAUUAAGGAAACAGUUGGUUUUCAAUUAAGGGGAAGAAACAUUAAUAGAUUAGAUCCCACUAAUAUCACUCUUUGUAACAAUUGGGGUAUUAUUUGA
Molecule: messenger RNA, 450 nt
Organism: Hibiscus syriacus
Lineage: Eukaryota; Viridiplantae; Streptophyta; Magnoliopsida; Malvales; Malvaceae
Exons: 1
Coding region: 1-450 (149 amino acids)
Source: RefSeq, a predicted model, not a curated record